Messenger RNA from Carassius auratus (goldfish), 1048 nucleotides. RefSeq names its product ribonuclease inhibitor-like. The transcript has 5 exons. Gene Ontology annotation, molecular function: protein binding. The coding region runs from base 1 to 948 and encodes 315 amino acids. Lineage: Eukaryota; Metazoa; Chordata; Actinopteri; Cypriniformes; Cyprinidae. The record is from RefSeq and is a predicted model, not a curated record.
AUGAAAACUGGAACUGACAGCUCGGUGAUGAAGGGAUACCAGGCUACUGGAUCCUGGUGCGUCAAACUUUGCAUUAACUGCAUUAGUAGUCAAUGGUUUUUGCAAGUUAUCUGUGCUCCAGAAUAUAAACCGUACCAAAUAAAGACAUUAUUUGUUUUGUAUUAUUAUUAUUUUUUUCUACACAGGUUACAGAGCUGUAAUCUCACUGCUCAGUCUUGUGAGAGUUUGUCUUCAGCUCUACACUCGUCAAACUCCUUUCUGAGAGAGCUGGAGCUGAGCAACAAUGACCUGGAGGAUUCUGGAGUGAAGCUUCUUUCUGAUGGACUGAAGAGUCCAAACUGUCAUCUGGAGAUUCUGAGGUUACAGAGCUGUAAUCUCACUGCUCAGUCUUGUGAGAGUUUGUCUUCAGCUCUACUGUCAUCAAAACCCUUUCUGAGAGAGCUGGAGCUGAGCAACAAUGACCUGGAGGAUUCUGGAGUGAAGCUUCUUUCUGAUGGACUGAAGAGUCCAAACUGUCAGCUGGAGAUUCUGAGGUUGUCUGGCUGUAUGGUGACAGAGGAGGGAUGUUGUUAUGUGUCUUCAGCUCUGACUUCAAACCCCUCACACUUGAGAGAGCUGGAUCUAAGCUACAAUCACCCUGGAGAUUCAGGAGUCAAGCUGCUCUCUGAAAAACUGGAGGAUCCAAACUGCUCACUGGAUAAAUUAAAUGUGGAUCAUGGAGGUGAAUCCAGGAUUACAGCAGGACUACAGAAAUGUACGUCUACACACACUCAGACACACCUACACACACCCAAAUACACUCACUUCAUACCUGCAAACUAUUCGCUUUUGGGCGAAAAUCGCCGUUUUGAAUGGGAAAAUGUCAUCCACGUGAAUCGUGUAGAUCCGAAUAGUUUUUUUUUGACGGGGGAGGGGGGGUCUUCUGCGGUCUUCCCUACUGUGGUCUAGACUUGUGACGUUCGCGAACGAACCGAUUCUUUUGAACGGCUCAUAAACAUGAACGAUGGGAGCCGAGUCACGGCUGGAGAGGAGCCAUUCUUUCUGUCGU